AUGGUCAAGGUUGCAAUUGCGGGAGGAACGGGCGUCAUGGGCAGGACCCUGGUGGAUGUCUUGACUGCGUAUGCCUUCGGCAUCAACGGUACUUCGCUUUCCGUUUCUCAAGCGAAUCUCAUCAAGGCAGCAGAGAAGUCCUCUACGACCUCUCUUGAACGGGCCGUUGUUCAUAACGGCACGUUCCUAGAGUCACACUACAACCAUGGAACCCUUGUCAUUGAUAUCCUGCAUGCGAAAGCAGGCAUUCCGGGCACUGGGGACGAGCUCAUCACCCUGACAUAUACCUUUGAUGCUGCACGUUUUGUUAUAGCGGCUCUUGCCCUGCCUGAGUGGCCGCGUGAACUUCGUGUCGCUGGUGAGACGUUGACCUUCAAUCAACUCAUCAUCUUGGCAGAAAACGCCACAGGGAAGAAGUUCGACGUCAAGUAUGAUUCCCUGGAGACUCUCAAGCAAUCCCGGAUUACUGAGCUUCCUGGACACAUGAACGACUACAAGAAAUAUCCCAAGGAGGUACUAUUACCAUUCCUAUCCAUUUUCCAGCGGUGGAUGGCGGAGGGUUUCGCGUUCAUCCCUGUUGAGGGUUCUUUGAAUGAGAAAUUCCCCGAUAUUAAGCCAUUGACAGCUCAAGAGCUGAUGCAGAAGCAUUGGAAAUCUCUAUAA
Clonostachys rhizophaga is the source of this 663-nucleotide messenger RNA. The record is from the annotation of a GenBank genome assembly. Lineage: Eukaryota; Fungi; Ascomycota; Sordariomycetes; Hypocreales; Bionectriaceae.